CCAAAAUCCCCACCCGCAUCCCAGCAUGAAAUUCAUCGCGCUCCUCGCCACGCUCACCGCCCUCCCCGCCGCGCUCUCCCAGCAAGUCUCCUGGGACUCCGUCUACGACAACGCGAACCAGUCGCUCGCGACCGUCGCGUGCUCCGACGGGACCAACGGUCUGCUCACCAAGGGUUACACGACCUUCGGCUCGCUCCCGUCCUUCCCGUACAUCGGCGGCGCGCAGGCCGUCGCGGGGUGGAACUCGGCCGCGUGCGGGACGUGCUGGAACAUCACGUACGGGACGACGACGAUCACCGUGCUCGCGGUCGACCACGCGGGUAGCGGGUUCAACAUCGGCGAGACGGCGAUGAAUACCCUGACAGGUGGACAUGCGGUCGAGUAUGGGAUUGUGCAGGCGGCGUCGUCGACGCAGGUCCCUGCUGCUGCAUGCGGGCUCUAGGGCUUCGUUUCAGUUAAUGUGGCCAUCUGCAGAGGGUAGUCUCAGAUUCUCAGUGGCGAAGGGCGUAUCCGCGCAUAGGGUGUAUUCUCAUCGGGUCUUGGGGGCAUGGCGGCGAAACCGUGGACUGAGAAGUUUCAUUCCAUGGACCUCUAGUUACCAUGGCUGCAUGGACACAUCGCCUUCUUCGGACAAUUGUACGGACUCUCAGAAUGUACGUAGCUGCAAGUGUACGAUCGUCGAGCAAUCCAAACAGAUCGAAUGUCUGAGACU
Messenger RNA from Gloeophyllum trabeum ATCC 11539, 712 nucleotides. Its product is annotated as Cerato-platanin. The transcript is spliced from 2 exons. The coding region runs from base 26 to 442 and encodes 138 amino acids. Lineage: Eukaryota; Fungi; Basidiomycota; Agaricomycetes; Gloeophyllales; Gloeophyllaceae. The record is from RefSeq and is a predicted model, not a curated record.